Molecule: messenger RNA, 2899 nt
Organism: Metopolophium dirhodum (rose-grain aphid)
Lineage: Eukaryota; Metazoa; Arthropoda; Insecta; Hemiptera; Aphididae
Exons: 3
Coding region: 378-1556 (392 amino acids)
Source: RefSeq, a predicted model, not a curated record
UAUAUAUAUAUCGUUUUUUUGUGGUCGCAAAUCGUCAUUUAAAUAUCGUAUUGUGUGGUCGCCAAUUUUUUAUAAUAAUCGUAUAUUAAUUAUAUUAAUUAUUAUAGUGCGCGCAAAAUCGCCUCUGUUGUAUUGUAUUCAUUUUUUAGUGUGCGCUAAUCGUUCGCUCAAUCAUAUUAUAUAAUCAAAGGCGCUAAUCGCCAUCUAUUAUCAUAUUUUGUGAGCGCAAAUAAUUAGCGCGUUUUAUUAUUAUUACGUGCUAGUAUAGGCGCCAAUUGCCACAGUCGUUAUAUUUAUUUGCUAGUCAUAAUAAAUAGCAUUAUAGGUACGGCCGUACGGGUUGCGGCUGGUCAGACCACACACCAUCACAUUCGGAAAUGGAUUUCAGAAAUAAUACAGUAAAAAAAUGUCGUAAUGAAAGUAUAAAUGGUAGAUUAUUUUGGAUAGCAAUAGUUGAACUUGUACCUUCUACACCUUCUGUAACUCAGCUUCUUAAUAUCUAUUUAAAAUAUGUACAUUUAGAUAUGUAUAUAUGCUCAUCGGUGCUGGGAUGGAACUAUAUCUCUGAUGAUGAAGCAAGACUUAUACUAAAUGUCAUUAAUCAAGAACAUAAUAAUUUUGCAUUUGGGAAAGAGAGAUUCUUAGCAAUAGAAGAUUAUAUUGUCAGUUUAGAAGAUGUUCAUGAAUUUUAUACAUUCAUAAAUGUAUGUUAUUUUAGACUACUGUGCAAAAAAAAAAAAGGUUACGAAGAAAAAUGUGGUUUUAUACAAAUUGAUAACUUUGAAUCCAUUGUUCCAUAUUGUAUUAUAGAUAACCAAAAAUAUGUACCACUAUUCUACUUUAAAAAUAAUUUAAACGCCUAUAUUGAAAACCUAAUGCAUGGAGCUAUACAAAUAGAAAAUUGGAACUUGGCCUAUCUCAAGUUCUGUUCGAAAAUUCAGGGUAUCAGAGAUGAAUUGUUUCCUGGUAACUCUUGCACAGUGGUUAGUCUUGAUAAUAUCAAGAAAUAUUUUCCAUCAGAAACACAGUUUGAGGAUUAUUGGCCACAUGAGACGCUUAUUUCACAUCUCCCUAUUAAUCAGAAUUCACAUCUCCCUAUUAAUCAGAAUUCACAUUUCCCUAUUAAUCAGAAUUCACAUCUCCCUAUUAAUCAGAAUUCACAUUUCCCUAUUAAUCAGAAUUCACAUCUCCCUAUUAAUCAGAAUUCACAUUUCCCUAUUAAUCAGAAUUCACAUCUCCCUAUUAAUCAGAAUUCAUCCACCAAUGGCAACCUGCAAGGUGCCUGGAUCAGAGCACCUCCUCAAGCAGAACCUGCUGAAUUUACUGAAGAUCCGAUAACCGGUUGUGGUUGUAGUGAUGAAGAAAUGGAUCUGGCAGUAAUCGUGGUUAGUCCUAGACAACGCCGCUCAUUGUGGAGCCGGACGAAGAGAUUAUUUCAGCGAAUGUCUUGUUGCGGUGCUUUGAUAAACCCCACAAAUAAAGUUAUACUCGUCGGCUUCUUGCCAUAUAUCACUAUCUGUAAAAAUGAAAUUGUUGAUAAAUGGUGUUUUAAAUAAUUGAUAAGUUUCUCUAAGAUUUUGUUUAUAUUUUGUCCUACAAUACAAAAGCAUAUUAUAAUUUUCUUAAUGUUUUAUACCACAUACACCCAUCACACUAAGUCACUAAUCAAUCACAUUAACGGUUUAAUGAAUUCUUACAUCUUACAAUAAAACAAUAUAAUAAUAAUGAAUAUCAAAAAAGCUAAAAAAAAAAGUUUAUAUAGAGAUUUCGAUGUUUAGUGCCUUUACACAAAUUAUAGAGCUCAAAUUUAUACACUAGAAAGCGCUUUAAAAAAAAAAAAAAUUGAAAUUUUGCCGUUAAUGAGUUUUGGCAGUAAGCCGACGAAUCGUGAUAUAGGCCGUAAUAAAUAGAAUUAAAAACAUUUCGCCCACCGACCAAUGUCUCCAGUGUCCAACCGCAAGCCACCUGCAAACCAGUUCGCCCCGCACCUCUGUGCACGACCCUUCAACACGUCAAGACAUAUCCAUGCCACCCUCGUACACUGAAAAUAAUAGUACAAAAAAGUUCGUUAAAUUAAUAGUAAGUUGUCAUUAGGUCCACGAUUAAGCUACUUAUUGAUUAAAUGGAUGAGUGUUUGACGUUUGUCGUAUACAUAUUUAAUGUACACAAUAUGAAGUUAAGUUAUUAAGACCAUUAUUAAGACAAAAUGUUGUACACAAUACAACAUGUAUAUAAUAAUAUAAAAUAUAUAAUAUGUCUACACUGAAUGUCUAUUAAAAAUUGUAUAUCCCCCCUUGAAAAAAUCCUAGAUACACUACUGCGGCAUCACCAGGUAUUGCCGUAUAAGUGGUCCAUGUCAGAAUCGUCAAUGAAUCUAGCACGAUAUUAUGCAGAAGUAGUAGCCAUUGAUAGGCCACCUCAUUUUAAAACUUGUAUGCAUAAAUGAUUUUUUUUCUUAAGUUAUAACAGAUAUAUUUUUUUUUUUUAUUUUUAUAAUUUUUAUUUACAAUCUGUUACAAUAAAAUGAACAAUAAGUAAAAUAGAUAAUAGAAUAAGUGGCUUUUUGUUUUCAAGAUCUAAGUCAUACGCGUUGGUACAGUUAGUCGAGCAAUCAUUUGAUUUAAUAAUACACAUUUUAUUAUAAUAUCUAAAGACUUACGACUAUUAUCCAGAAAUACUUCUCUGAAUUAUAUUUUGUUUUAUCUUGUAUAAACGUUUGUAUGUUUUUAAUACAUAUAAUAGGUACUGACUAUACUAUUAUUUUUAAAAGUACCCAUAUUGUAUUAAUUUAAAUAGUAAAUUCAUAUUGUAUGAAUAUAAAAAUAUAUAUAUAUUAGUAUAUAAUAGUGAUUAAUGUUAACAUAUAUUAUAAUAAUAAUAUAAUAUUGAAAUUCCUUAU